AUCGCAGUCAUCGCAACGCAACCAUGCCACCAACUCUCCCCGUUAUCCCACACUCCGGCCUGUAUCUUCUCACCCGCACCACCACCCAACACCUACCAAAAACCAUUACCACCACCACCCGCCGCAUCUCAACAUCCCCUUUCCUCACCACCCAUCACCACCACAACAAAUCCCCCAUAAUCACUUCGAUCGACCAACAAAUCCCCAAACCCCCACCCAAGAAAUGGAUCACCGACCUCCCUGCCCGCCUGGGGAAAUGCAUCAUCUUUGGCUGUUCUCCCUCUCAGAUUAGAGAUGCGUCGGUGAUUUUGAGAGCGGUGGCGACGGAGUGGCGGGGGUUGUUGGCGGGUGCGGAAGGGUUUUUGACGGGGGGGAGGAGGGGAGUGGAUUCAAGGGAGGUGGUCUGGGGGGAGAUGGAUAGUUUUGGCCACGUAAACAACGUCAACUACUACCGCUACGCCGAAUCCGCACGAGUCAACUGGAUCACCAACUUCUCCGUGCACGUCGACCCAGCUCACAGGCAAGAGUGGGCGGAACUAAUGCAACCAAAGGCCAUCGGUCUAAUCAUGAAGUCCCUAAAGUGUGAUUUCAAAUUCCCAAUGGUCUACCCCGACCGUAUCUCCGUCUAUCACCGCCUCUCCACGCCGCCCCAGCACGGACAAACCAGCUUCCACCUCGACUGCAUCGUCCUCUCGCACCAACAUCGCCGCGCCGCUGCCCGGCUGGAAGAAGACGUCGUCAUCUACGAUUACCGCAAGGCAGGCAAGACGGCCAUGCCCGAGUUUAUGUUGACUCAGUUUGAGAAGACGUGGAAGAUGCAGCAGGAGGAGACAAUCAGGGCGCGCAAGAGGAUAUGGGAGUUGAUUGCCGGAGUGGAGAGGUUAGAGAGGGAGACGUGGGAUCGAGAAGAUGCGAAGGAGGAUAUGGGAAGUGCGGUCAAGGGGUCAUCGUCUUGA
Messenger RNA from Neurospora tetrasperma FGSC 2508, 956 nucleotides. RefSeq lists its product as uncharacterized. The record is from RefSeq and is a predicted model, not a curated record. The transcript is spliced from 3 exons. Gene Ontology annotation, molecular function: fatty acyl-CoA hydrolase activity. The coding region runs from base 24 to 956 and encodes 310 amino acids. Lineage: Eukaryota; Fungi; Ascomycota; Sordariomycetes; Sordariales; Sordariaceae.